Messenger RNA from Hypoxylon fragiforme, 2770 nucleotides. RefSeq names its product protein phosphatase 2A regulatory B subunit. The transcript has 4 exons. Lineage: Eukaryota; Fungi; Ascomycota; Sordariomycetes; Xylariales; Hypoxylaceae. Gene Ontology annotation, cellular component: protein phosphatase type 2A complex. The record is from RefSeq and is a predicted model, not a curated record. Gene Ontology annotation, biological process: signal transduction. Gene Ontology annotation, molecular function: protein phosphatase regulator activity. Bases 356 to 2362 code for a protein of 668 amino acids.
UGAGCACUGUAUACUCACUGCACUCACUGCACUCACUGCACGUACCGCACCACAUUGCAUCCUUACGCCUAAACUUUCAUGAAUCUUUCUUCCUCCAAACCACAACAGACCGUGAACUUCAGCAGCAUAGCUUUUCCUAAUCGAUCACACCCUCACAUCCCUUCCCCAAUCUUGGUACCCAAUUGCCAUUUUCCUUCGACAAUACUCGGACUCGGUUCUUACAAUUGCGACGCGUCCAUUAUUAACUCAUUGAACCUUUGCUUCUUUCUUCAACCCUUUAUACAGCACCCUUACGAGACGAGAGAGUCGGGCGUCCCCACCCCGCCAUAAUCUCGUAGGGCUGUGACCUACAAAGAUGAAGCGCUUCAGCCGAGCCCUCUCGAGAGGCAAGAGUGACAGCAAGUCCUCCAAGAAGAAUAAGGAAACCAAGGAUGGCACCGCUUCCCCCUCCUCUGGCGGCUCGAGAGAGAAUCAAUCGCCUGUAUUAACCCCCUCUUCAUCCACGUCGACUCUCAACGACAUUAGAAAUAAGCCCCUUCCCCCAAAUAACGCUGGAACGCACGGCGGUGAUCAUGGGAACCCAGCCUUGCAAGGCCAAUCUAGUCAGGUCAUUACCCAAGGUGGCGUUGAUAGAUUUGUCAGUUUGGGACCUCAGCAGUCGCCUAAUGGCGCUGGGACCCCUUCUCGACACGGCACCCUCCCGCCAACUGUGGUCAUUAGCCCAAGUGCUCCACAUAUUCCCCCACCCGGCGCCGCUGAGACUAUGCCGCACGACCUUGCUCCGCCCAAAGCCGGCCAGAAGUCGCUGAUGUUUGACCGUCUUCACCAAACCCCGAAAGAUGUUCCUGAGGGACUUAAAACACCUAGACGACAAAAUUCAUCGCGCAUCGACAUCUCGACCCACCGAGAGCUUGAGAAGCUACCUGGAUUCCACGAAGUGCCCCCCAACCGACGACAGGAGCUCUUUAUGCAAAAGAUUGACCAGUGCAAUGUCAUUUUCGACUUUAAUGAUGCCAGUGCCGACAUGAAGUCCAAGGAGAUCAAGCGUCUUGCCCUACAUGAGUUACUUGACUACGUAGCCAAUAACCGUCAAGUCAUUACAGAACCCAUGUAUCCCCGAGUUGUCGAGAUGUUCGCCAAGAAUCUAUUCCGCCCGAUCCCCCCGCCGAUGAACCCCCAAGGGGAAGCCUUUGACCCCGAAGAGGACGAGCCCGUCCUCGAAGUCGCUUGGCCCCACAUCCAGGUGGUCUACGAAUUCUUUUUGAGAUUUAUCGAAAGCCAAGACUUCAACACAAACAUCGCAAAAGCUUAUAUCGAUCACAGCUUUGUCCUUCAGCUCCUGGAACUUUUUGACUCGGAGGAUCCGCGUGAGAGAGACUUCCUUAAGACCACCCUACAUCGAAUUUACGGCAAGUUUUUGAAUCUUCGCUCUUUCAUCAGACGUUCUAUCAACAACGUAUUCUUCCAGUUUACGUAUGAAACGGAGCGAUUCAAUGGUGUGGCCGAGUUGCUUGAAAUCCUAGGAUCCAUAAUCAAUGGAUUCGCUCUGCCUCUCAAGGAAGAGCAUAAGCUUUUCUUGACCAGGGUUCUGCUCCCGCUUCAUAAAGUCAAGAGCCUCAGCAUGUAUCACCCCCAGCUUGCCUAUUGCAUUGUUCAGUUCCUUGAAAAGGAUGCGUCUCUCACCGAGGAAGUCGUGUUGGGUCUGCUUCGAUACUGGCCCAAAGUUAACAGCACGAAAGAGGUUAUGUACCUCAACGAGGUGGAGGACAUAUUCGAAGUAAUGGACCCUGCGGAGUUUGCCAAGGUUCAGGAACCUUUGUUCCACCAGCUUGCGAAAUCUGUCGCAAGUCCGCAUUUUCAAGUCGCGGAACGGGCCUUAUAUUUUUGGAACAAUGAAUAUUUCUGCAAUCUUGUCAGCGACAAUGUCGAGAUAAUCCUACCCAUCAUGUUUGCACCACUUUACGAGAACUCCAAGGGCCAUUGGAAUAGAACAAUCCACGGGAUGGUGUACAAUGCGAUGAAGCUUUUCAUGGAGAUUAACCCGCAGUUAUUUGACGACUGUUCCCACGAGUAUACUGAGCAGCAGAAUAAUGCUGCUUCAAGAGAAGCUCUCCGAGAAAGGAAGUGGGCCGCUAUCACGGAGCAAGCCAAUCGAAGGAAGUCUAAUGGGACCUCUGAUAAGCCCAGCGUUUCCACGAAGCAGCUCAACAUAUUACCACGGGUCGAAGAGGCUGAUUCGAUGUCGGAUGAUAACCAGAAGAGGUUGGAUUCCCUUAAGCUGCAGGAUGCUGACCGAGGCAGUCGUCGUGCAGCCGCCCAUGAACGACAAACUUCGGUAGGGUCCGCUAGAAGUCAGCGGUGAUUUCUGCUCUUCUUUCUUCCAGCCCGAGCAUUGCGAUGCAUGGCCUUUACACAGUACUUGGCUUCCUUCAUGAUAGAUCUCAUAAGUGAUGGUAACCCGGUUUACACAAACCCCAGGAAAACUCUAUUUCGAUUCACAUAGCCAUACUUUUUCACACAGCCCUUUGUUUUUCGGCACCUGUAUUGGGCUGCGACUUUUUUUUGGGAUGGAUCACCCCAUUAAGAAUGAGGUGGACAUCAGUUCGAUAAAGUCAUCUAGCAGCCCUGUUCCACGUCUGGUGGCGAGUCAACUCGGCCAACCUCCCACCAGUUAUCUUGAAUUCCGGUACAUACUUGAAGACUCCCUAUGUCAUUUCCCUAUGUCGUUCAAACUCGCCUAUCGUCGACAGCACGGGGGGUCCUAGCUGAG